ACCAUCCCACACCCUCCUCCACCCUGGUGUGAAAAGUGCAGACGGUGAAGAGGUGCACACAUGUGCAACUGCAGAGAGUCAGAGCCAUGACUGAAGAUUCAUCCAUCCUCCGCUGAGAGUCAUGCUCUGCCCGAGUCCCCUUGGAAUGAAAUGCAUGAAGGGAGAGUUCAAGAGUUCGCUCUGUGGGGUUUUUUUGGUCAUCAAAAUGCCCUAUUUUACAAAACCUUUUAUUUUAUUUCUGUGUUUACUUAUUACGGGGGAAUGCCGUCAUCGGGAGCGGAGAUGGACGGGAACUGUGGAGACCCAAAAGCUUGGCACCUCUUUCGCAAAGAAGCCUCCAGAUGUGACCAAGUCUCGUAAAAUGAAGACAGAGCAUCUCAUCAAAGUAGAUGAUCAUGACUUCACCAUGAGGCCAGCAUUUGGAGGUCCUGCUAUCCCCGUGGGGGUCGACGUUCAGGUGGAAAGCUUGGACAGCAUCUCAGAAGUUGACAUGGACUUUACCAUGACACUGUACCUGAGACAUUACUGGAAAGACGAGCGUCUGUCAUUCACCAGCAGUACCAACAAGAGCAUGACAUUUGAUGGCCGUCUGGUGAAAAAGAUCUGGGUCCCUGAUGUAUUCUUUGUCCACUCUAAGAGGUCUUUCAUCCAUGACACAACCACAGACAACAUCAUGUUGCGUGUCUUUCCAGAUGGUCACGUGCUUUACAGUCUCAGAGUCACAGUGACUGCGGCUUGUAACAUGGACUUCAGCCGAUUUCCUCUGGAUUCUCAGACAUGUUCUCUGGAGUUGGAGAGCUAUGCAUACACAGAUGAAGACUUGAUGCUUUACUGGAAAAGCGGUGAUGAGUCCCUAAGUACGGAUGAUCGGAUUUCACUAUCACAGUUCCUCAUCCAAAAGUUCCACACUACAUCUCGUUUGGCCUUCUACAGCAGCACAGGCUGGUACAAUCGCCUCUACAUCAACUUCACGCUGAGACGCCACAUCUUCUUCUUUCUGCUGCAGACAUAUUUUCCUGCCACACUCAUGGUCAUGCUGUCAUGGGUGUCCUUUUGGAUUGACCGCCGGGCUGUGCCAGCAAGAGUUUCCCUGGGCAUCACUACUGUGCUAACCAUGUCCACCAUCAUCACUGGUGUGAAUGCAUCUAUGCCUCGAGUAUCUUACAUCAAGGCAGUGGACAUUUACCUCUGGGUCAGCUUUGUCUUCGUCUUCUUAUCUGUGUUGGAGUAUGCUGCGGUCAACUACCUGUCCACUGUCCAAGACCGUCGGGAACGGAAAAUGAGAGAACGUGCACGAUCCCAGUCACUGCCCUGCACAUGUGGUAUUUCCCAGACAAGAACCAUGGCAAUGUUAGAUGGCACCUAUAGCGAGGCCGAUACCAACAGUCUUGCCGGCUACACCGAAGAGCCAAUGGUGCCGGAGGAGGAGCAGGAAGAAAUGCACGAUGUGUCCGAAAAAACAGAACAUAUGGUGGUUCACCUAUCAGUGAGCAGUGAAUCCACCACCAUGAAGAAGAAGAAGAGUCUACGUACCCUAAACAUCAUCCAAAACACGCACGCCAUUGACAAAUACUCGCGUAUGAUUUUUCCGGGGUCAUAUAUUUUCUUCAAUCUUAUCUAUUGGUGUGUCUACUGCUGAACACACACCCGGUUUAGGGCUGCAGUCAUGGAAAAUGUCACAAAGACGGAAUACAAGCUUCAUUAAAAUGUUACAGUUCCGAACUAAUUAAAAGUGACUCUUGGGACCUAUGUUUGGUGCUUAAGAUCAUGGACAGUGACUGAACACAACAUAAAUCAGUUACAAUGCAAUACCAUUGACAUUGAAUUGGUGCGGGACGGCAACUUCUCACAUACACACACACAAAAUGUGUAUGUAUACUGUAUAUAUAGCACACACAUUUUUCUUUUUUUUUAUAAUUUGUUUGCUCUUAUGUACUCAUAAUUGUUGGGAGUAUUUUCUUAUUUUCAAUUUUAGAUGACAUUUUCCCAUUCUUGGAACAGAUUGUUAGAGAUAAGUCAAAGGUAUAUUGUCCUGGAAUGUGUAGUGUAGGUGUGUAAUUCCUUUUUGUUCUCAUCUGAUAAAACAAACAGAGAUUUUAUUUUUCUCGAUGAAAGAAUUAGUUAAAUGAACUGGAUGCAAUUAUUUCUUGAAACGUAUAUGAUGGUUGUAAUGAUUCGGAAA
Messenger RNA from Hippocampus zosterae (dwarf seahorse), 2182 nucleotides. It is a transcript of the gene gabrr2a, whose product is annotated as gamma-aminobutyric acid type A receptor subunit rho2a. The transcript has 9 exons. Gene Ontology annotation, biological process: regulation of membrane potential; nervous system process; monoatomic ion transmembrane transport. The record is from RefSeq and is a predicted model, not a curated record. Gene Ontology annotation, cellular component: neuron projection; synapse; GABA-A receptor complex. Lineage: Eukaryota; Metazoa; Chordata; Actinopteri; Syngnathiformes; Syngnathidae. Gene Ontology annotation, molecular function: extracellular ligand-gated monoatomic ion channel activity; neurotransmitter receptor activity; GABA-A receptor activity. The coding region runs from base 122 to 1639 and encodes 505 amino acids.